AUGUUGUCCUUCCUCCGUGGCACCAAGUACGACCCCGCGCGCGACCUCCCGGACCUGACGGGUAAAGCCACCAUUGUUACAGGCGGAAACGCGGGUAUCGGCUACGCCGACUGCUUCCACCUCGCGCGCAAGGGCGCGAAGGUGUACAUGGGCGCCCGCAGCGAGGAGCGCGCCCAGGCCGCGAUCGCGCAGCUGGAGGAGGCCGGUGUGGAGAAGGGAAAGGUUGAGUGGCUGGACCUCGACCUGACGUACCCGAAGAAGGUCAAGGCCGCGGCGGAGGGUUUCAUGGAGAAAGAGAGCCGACUGGACAUCCUGCUUGACUGCUUGCAGAUGAGGCGUUUAUGGUCAUUUCCUGACGGCUCUGUAGGUGUGCUAGACACGAUGAUGAUCAACCACUUCGGAGUCUACAUCUUCACGCAGACGCUGCUGCCUCUGCUCAAGCGUACAGCGGAGGAUCCGAGCGAUGACGUUCGCAUAGUGACUCUGGCUUCGGACUCCUUGGCACUCGUCAAAGGGCUGGACGUCCGCUUCCGAUCGGUAGAGGAUUACAACCGCGAGUUCAAGGAGGCCUCUGACUCCGACCGCUGCAGAUAUGCUGUAACCAAGCUCGCCGAUGCCCUCUACGCCCGCGCGCUGCAACGCCAGCUCAACGCUGCGAACGCCCCCAUCCUCGUCCUCUCCGCGGACCCCGGCUGGGUGUGGACCCCAGGCGUCUCGGCCAUCCCAUUCCUGCAGAAGCCGGCGUGGAAACCGGUCGUCGCGCUCCUGCGCCUGGUUGCGUUCGUCGACCCGAUUGAGGGCGCGCACAGCUCCGUCUUCGCCGCGGCGUCGCCGGCGGUGCGCGAGGAGGCCGGGCGGUGGAAGGGGAGGAUGGCGUUCCUGGAAAAGGCGGCGGGCGGCGGCUGGGGAAGAGCUAUGCCCCGCAGGCGGACGACGAAGCGUUGGCGGACGAGCUGUGCAAGAGCACGGAGGAGAUCGUGA
Messenger RNA from Epithele typhae, 981 nucleotides. RefSeq names its product NAD-P-binding protein. Bases 1 to 981 code for a protein of 326 amino acids. The record is from RefSeq and is a predicted model, not a curated record. Lineage: Eukaryota; Fungi; Basidiomycota; Agaricomycetes; Polyporales; Epitheliaceae. The transcript is spliced from 6 exons.